This is a messenger RNA of Protopolystoma xenopodis, 228 nucleotides long. Lineage: Eukaryota; Metazoa; Platyhelminthes; Monogenea; Polystomatidea; Polystomatidae. The record is from the annotation of a GenBank genome assembly.
CCGUCAGUCAUUCGCUCCCGACUUCACUGGGGAAAGGUGGCCACGAUGUUCUUCCUCCUCGGCCGGCUAGCCGAGCAUGUGGUGCGUGGAAAGACGAGUUCGUCAUCUGAAGAUGAGAGAGGAAAGGCGUCUGCAGGCAGAAAGCUGAAGAAACGGCCGCAGAGAAGGGGUCGCAGAGAGCACCGUCAGGUGGUGGGGCAAGGUGAGUCCGUGUCUGGUUUACUCUAA